Messenger RNA from Numida meleagris (helmeted guineafowl), 2610 nucleotides. RefSeq lists its product as uncharacterized. Lineage: Eukaryota; Metazoa; Chordata; Aves; Galliformes; Numididae. Bases 1035 to 2081 code for a protein of 348 amino acids. The record is from RefSeq and is a predicted model, not a curated record. The transcript has 2 exons.
GUUGCCAUGGAGAGAGGAGGAGGUUGGGAAUGGGGGGCUGCUGCUAGGGCCACCAGCACAUCCCCAGGCCCUGCAGUGAGGAGUCAGGGGUCAGACUGGACCCCAGCUCCCCAGAUCCUCCUCCUUGCACUUCUUGAAGGUAGGGCUGACAUCACCUUUCCCAAGGAGCACAAGCUCACCAAAUAGCAAAUAGAUUUAUGACCAAUGUCUUGUAAGCACACAUAUCCAACAUGUCACCAGCACACAGCGCUGUAGAGGAAGAGGGUCACCAAGAGGACAAGGGCCUGGAGCAGGGUGACACGGUGCAGCACUGCUGGUAGUCCUGGGGCAAGGCAAAGAGUAGAGCAUGGGGGAACACUGUGAGCAAGUGGGGAGCCCCCCAGCAGCUCAGGCUGCACAGGGCCCACGCAUGAGGCACCCUCUCCUUCUCGUGCACCAACACCAGGGAUCAGGCCAGGUAAAGAUGGGCAGUGGCAGCCUCUGUGCUUCCCCUGCUGGGGGGUGACUGGGUGCACUGACAGGGACAGCCAUUGUGUGUCUGAGGGAUGUCACCACUGCAUCACAGACGGGGCCCUGUUUGAGUGGUUCCAUGUGGUGUCCCUUUAUCUGAAGAGCAGCUGGGAGAAGGAACUGGGUAGGAGCAGGGUGCUCACUGCAUCUGUCAGCCUCCAUAAUCCCAGAGCCCAGGUGCCCUUCAGGCUGGUCAUGUCCAUGGCACCAUCACAGGGCCGUCGUUAAGAGCUGAGUGGUUAUGCUGGUGGCCGCACACUUCAUGUGACUUCCAAGCAGAAGAUGAAGCUCUGGAUUCUGGCAGUCACGGCAGUCCUUCCAGUCCUCAGUGUCUUGGGCCACUGGGACCACAGGGUGUUCUGCACCGUUCCUCUGCUGGGCAUAGUGGUGCUGACCAUCCUCAUGGCCAGGAGGCGCCGAACCAACGCCAAGGUCCUUGCUCCCCGGGCAGGGCCCACCAAGGCUGGCAAUCCGCACAACGUCAACUUUGCUUUCUGGAGCAGGGCACAUCAGUAACGAAGAGCAUGCAGACCAACAGGAGCACGGAGCAGAGUGGCAGGAAGGGGCCCGGCCCCACAUUGCACAACUCGUGCUGCUGGGCCGGGCUCUCCUCAUGUCCCCAAGAGCCGUUCCGGGCCGGAGCAUCCCAGCGCUGCCAGAGCAUUCCAUCAGAAGACCCGAGUGGUGGUGCCGAGCCUUUGCUGUCCUGCAGCAGAACCAGUCCCACCAGAAGAUCCAAACUCAGCUGGUUGAGGUCACGUGGAAAAGGACGGCACAGAAGCAGAUUGCACAGGAAAGCAGCCUCUGGAAGAAGCUUGCCAUGGGAGAGACAAGGAGGAACUUGGGGUCCAGCCGCCAGCUCAGAGCUCCUCGGGAACCCACCCUCCACUGACAGCAUGGAGGACCUCUCCAGAUCCCUGAUGCAGUCCUUGGACACCACAAAAAUCUGCCUCGGCCUGCUGGCCAAGAUGGAAAAAAACAACGGCAGCGGUGCUGGAGAGGCGCGCGGGGGCUGGAGGAGCGAACACUCGGUCUGCGUGCGGUGCCGCCGGUGCCUGGAUGACAGCUGCCCGCACCACAGCGGCUCCGCAGCCACCACGGCCAUGGGCACGGUGACCGCCUCGCUCUGCUCCCUGGGUGUGGUGGUGAGGGUGGAGGAGGUACAGCUGCACGUUGGGUUGCGCUUCGAGCUGUCCGUCGGCGGGAAGACGCUGCACACAUGGGAGAAAACCGUGCGGCUGCCCAAACGUUGUGGCAGUGAGGAAUACUGCGAGGAGUGCGGAGAGCCUCUGUCCAGAAGUCCCGAGGACUGGGGGACGCAGCAAGGGGGGUCCCAUCCCAACACAGCCUCCCAGUGGCCCCUGCCCCCCUGGGCACAGCCAGUCCCCCCGGAUGCUUCAGAAUGGCUGCAGAGAGCAGGGAUGGAGCCCCUGCCCCAGGUGGAGUGCAGGGUCCCGGGGCACUGCAGCACAGGGCAGUGCCUCCUCUGCUUCCGGUGCAGGGUGAAGAGCGGAGGGAAGAACCCACAGAUAGCGGGGACAGCUGAGGGCAGCAGAGAGAUCAGCAUCUGACAGCACUGUGGGAAGGGACCAGCUGCCACCCGCCCCUCUGCUGCCUGAUUUUGAGUUCUCAGCUACGGUCUAGGGAGCACCAGCAAUAAAGGGGACUGUGGCAUACUGUGAGCAUGGGUGGGAGUUUGAUUCGAGGAGCCAUUUUCCCCCAUUCCCCUCCCCACAGCCGUACCAACACCCCCAUGGGGUGUGCUGGGGCCUGGUGUAGUAGAGGACAUGUUGGCUACUGCUGCUGAUGGGGACUCUUCACCAUGAUGAUGAUAUCUCCAUUAUGUUUGAAAAGUCACGGCUGUCAGGCAAAGUCCCCGAGGACUGGAAAAGGGAAACGUCACUCCCAUCUUUAAGAAAGGGAGAAAGGAGGACCCAGGGGACUACAGGCCGGUGAGCCUCACCUCUGUGCUGGGAAGAUCAUGGAGCUGAUCCUCCUUGGAAGAGAUGUUCAAGAACAUGAGGGACAAACAGGUGAUCAGAGACAGCAAGCACAGCUUCACCAAGGGCAGAUCAUCCCUGACCCAUCUGGUGGGCUUUA